ACUGAAUAUAUGAUAAGAGAUGGUGCUGCAAGUUAAAUACGAAGAAGAUUUAAGCUAUAAUUUUUUUAGAAAUAUAAAAAUAUAUAAAAAUUAGAGAUUGAUAUUUCUGAACAUGAAAUAUAAAAUUCUAUAAAAUCAUUAUAUUAAUAUUUAAAAUUUAAAUUAUAGAAAAUGUAAGAAAACUGCGAAUACGUAAUUUUACUACAAUAUUCUGUGUACUUAUAUGAUGUCUUGGUAUCUUGUUUAAUCAAUAUAAAAUAUAUAAAAAGCUUAUAUCAUGCUAUUAACCAGAGGUACAAUAAAACAUAGUGUUUUUAAAAUUUUAUCGUAUGAUUUAGUAAAAAGUAUUAUAAAUAAAUGUUUAAUACAAGAAAUCAAUGUAAAAUGCCAAACAAAUAUAGGUUAUCAUAUCCUACAUUUUAAAAAGAAUUUAAAUAUAAAUAAAGAUUUAAAAAUAUUAAGUUAUGAAUCAAUUGCUCAUAAUCAUUGUAAUAAAAACUUAUUCAUAAUCUCAAGUAAUAAUUUAUCUACACAAGAAUUAACAUCUGUACAAUUUGAAAAAGUUUCUGAUGAGACACUUACUUCUUUAACUGAAUAUUUUGAUGAAUUAGUAGAGCAAGCAAUACAUUUAUCAGAUGCAGAUGUAUCAUAUGGAGAUGGUGUUUUAACUAUUAAAUUUGGUGAUACUCAUGGCACAUAUGUUAUAAAUCGUCAAAGUCCAAAUAGACAAAUUUGGUUAUCAUCUCCAAAAUCUGGUCCAAAACGAUAUGAUUUUAUAGAUGGAAAAUGGAUUUAUAAGUACGAUAGAAAAACAUUACAUGAACUACUCGAUGAUGAAAUACCAGCAAUUAUAGGAAAUCAAACAAAUUUUAAUAAAUGUUCCUUUAGUGGGAAAUAAAAAAAAUUA
Molecule: messenger RNA, 907 nt
Organism: Apis mellifera (honey bee)
Lineage: Eukaryota; Metazoa; Arthropoda; Insecta; Hymenoptera; Apidae
Gene: fh
Product: frataxin homolog, mitochondrial
Exons: 3
Coding region: 278-898 (206 amino acids)
Biological process (GO): iron incorporation into metallo-sulfur cluster; intracellular iron ion homeostasis
Cellular component (GO): mitochondrion
Molecular function (GO): 2 iron, 2 sulfur cluster binding; iron chaperone activity; ferroxidase activity
Source: RefSeq, a predicted model, not a curated record